This is a messenger RNA of Cydia splendana, 459 nucleotides long. RefSeq names its product peritrophin-1-like. The transcript is spliced from 2 exons. The coding region runs from base 48 to 332 and encodes 94 amino acids. The record is from RefSeq and is a predicted model, not a curated record. Gene Ontology annotation, cellular component: extracellular region. Lineage: Eukaryota; Metazoa; Arthropoda; Insecta; Lepidoptera; Tortricidae. Gene Ontology annotation, molecular function: chitin binding.
GGCACCUUCCUUGGUUAUCAUUGUAAAAUAUUCGUCAACCUACCACAAUGCUCUGCAAACUUCUGGGCUUGGUCCUGCUGGUAGCUGCAAGCUAUGCUGAGGAAUUCGAAAACGAUAUACCCGAGAAAUGCAAGAGCAUGUCCGUCACCCCGGUAGGCUGCCCGUUCCCGUCGAGCGACGGCCUGCUCCCGCACCCGGACGCCUGCGACCUGUUCUACUACUGCCCGCCGGGCCACGUGGCGCCCAUCUGCCGGCAGUGUCCGGCCGGGCUGCACUUCAACCCGGACACGCAUGUGUGCGAUCAUCCGGACCGCUCUGGAUGCCGUAAAUAGUUUGACAAUCUAUAAUUGGUCAAGCAAAUCUUGUCAGUAGAAAAAGGCGCGAAAUUCAAACUUUCUUGAUAUAACCCUUCGCGCCUACAUUUUUAAAUUUGCCGCCUUUUUCUACUGACAAGAUUUG